AGAGUCCAUAUUUUACGUGCGAGCAAAAAUAGCAUUCCCAAGCAACGAAUAAAUUCUCUUCUUCUGUCUUCUAGGGUUUGCGUUCCCGCCAUUGUCGACCUUGCUCGCUGCCGCUCCUUCCCCCUGUUCUGCACUGGCAUUGCUCUGAGAUCAUCUAUAUACCAUAUCCUGCUCUCAAUGGUAUGCUCGUUUGGGAGUGGGAGAAUGGCAGUCAUUGCAAGGCUUCUGGCUGCUGGCAGGUUCUCCCAAACUAGGGCAGAGGAGAUUGGCCAUCAGAAGUCAGCUGCUGAAUACGUUUUCAGAGAUCUGCGAGAUGCAGAUGAAGCAAAUUUGCUUGAUGAAGAAGAUAUGCAUGUGUAUGGUUUGAGACCUAUGUCUGAUCCCUUGCAGCUGGUAUGUUGCAAUGCUUGCAAGAAGCCCAUCCAGGCCAGCCAAUAUGCUGCUCAUGCAGAACUUUGUAGGUCAUUAAAGUAUGCAGAACAAACCAUUUUGGAGGUUGAUGGCAGCAUGGGCUAUCGAAAGCCCCCAAGAAAAGAAAAGAAAAAGUUAUCAUCAACUUCUUGUGCUAAUCAAGCUCCAGCAGUUGGGGAGGAGGGAAGGGCUGAGGCUGUGGAUUCUAUUGAUGCCGCUGUGCCACCAUCCCAUAUGAAUGAUCAUCAAAUUAGAGUCACUUGCUAUUCCAACGAUGGUAAAGAUGCAGCAUCUAUGAUGGAUGGUACGGGAUUUAAACUUGGAAAUAGAGAUCACCCAGCUUCUGUAAUGCAACCUCCAACAAAACGUCGUAAAUUGAUUAGUGGAGUACAUUCACCUCUACCAGAAAGUCCUGCAACAGAAUCUAGAAUAACAAGACCAGCUAGCUUUGCAAAUAAAAAUACUUGCAAAGGUGGGGAUAUGUUGGAAAGAACUGUCUCUGAAAAUGGAGAUCCAAGCCAUAAAAAUUUUGGGCUUGUCCUAGAGCAACACCUUACAAAGAGAGACGGUCCUGCACCCCUUGCUACCAAGGUGUAUUAUUCACAAAGGAACAAUCGUCUGCGUGCAGCUCUUCGUCAUCUUUAUUUUCAGGAAUCAAGCAAUGAAUUAUGUACAGAUAUUGCCAGUCCAAAGUCCUCAAAUGAAACGUUAGCGUUCCAAGAUUCACAUCAUAUAGACCCUUCAUUUGGACAAAAGGAUGAUGAUAACACGGAGUGCCUCUUGCCAAAUUUGAGCUCAGUGCGAAGUCCUAAUCAUAUUCUUGCGAAAAGUUCAGACAUUUGCAUGCGUAAGGCAGAAGACCUACCGGCUAGCAACUUGCCAAAUCAAUUUGUUGUUAAUGUUUCAAGGCCUGCAGCUCCUCAUCUUGUUUGACAAGAAGCAGCUUUCUUCCAAAGCCU
This is a messenger RNA of Prosopis cineraria, 1370 nucleotides long. RefSeq lists its product as uncharacterized. The record is from RefSeq and is a predicted model, not a curated record. Lineage: Eukaryota; Viridiplantae; Streptophyta; Magnoliopsida; Fabales; Fabaceae. Gene Ontology annotation, cellular component: SAGA complex. The coding region runs from base 178 to 1344 and encodes 388 amino acids. The transcript is spliced from 12 exons.